Molecule: messenger RNA, 4194 nt
Organism: Nematolebias whitei (Rio pearlfish)
Lineage: Eukaryota; Metazoa; Chordata; Actinopteri; Cyprinodontiformes; Rivulidae
Product: tensin-2
Biological process (GO): peptidyl-tyrosine dephosphorylation
Molecular function (GO): protein tyrosine phosphatase activity; protein binding
Source: RefSeq, a predicted model, not a curated record
CACAUGCAGGACUGCUCGGAGGCAGAGGGGAAAGACUGAAGCUCCUUUUAAAGAGGUGUCUUCCACCUGCACCCUGGUGUCUGACCUGCAAGGUUCCACUAAACCAGCAUCACAGAGGAAGAGAAGCUCUUUACCAAGGUGUAAAACUGUGGAACAAGUGAUGGAGGACGUGAUGGAGUGCCAAUACGACUUCGAUCUCACCUACAUCACUGAGAGGAUCAUCUCCGUCUUCUUCUCACCAGAGCUGGAGGAGCAGCGGUACUGCCAGAACCUGCAGGAAGUCGCAUCCAUGCUCCAGUCAAAGCACCAAGACAAGUUUCUGCUCCUGAAUUUAUCAGAGAAGAGACAUGACAUUAAUAGACUUAACCCAAAGGUGCAGGACUACGGCUGGCCCAAUCUUCACGCCCCUCCUUUGGACAGGAUUUGUGCCGUUUGUAAAGCCAUGGAGACCUGGCUGACCUCUGACCCUAACAACGUAGUGGUUCUUCACUGCAAAGGAAACAAAGGAAAAACUGGGGUGAUCGUGGCAGCAUACAUGCACUACAGCAAGAUCUCAGCUGGAGCAGACCAGGCGCUCACCACUGUGGCCAUGAGGAAGUUUUGUGAGGACAAAGUCUCUUCUUCUCUACAGCCAUCUCAGAACAGGUACAUCUACUACUUUAGCAGUUUGUUGUCCGGUUCCAUCAAGAUGAACAGCAGUCCUCUCUUCCUUCAUCAGAUCCUCGUUCCCUCUCUGCCAAACUUCCAGACUGGAGGAGGUUUUUAUCCUUUUCUGAAAAUCUACCAGUCUUUACAACUAGUGUACACAUCAGGAGUUUAUGAUCCUCAGAGCUCACGGGCGAGAAAGCUGUGUGUGACUCUGGAGCCAGCACUACUCUUAAAGGGGGACAUUAUGGUGAAGUGCUACCACCGGCGGAGCAGAGCAGCAGAGCGUGAGGUGGUGUUCAGAGUCCAGUUCCACACCUGCACCGUUCAUGGUGCUCAACUGUGGUUCGGCAAAACGGAGCUAGACUCAGCCUGUGCAGAUGACAGAUUCCCUCCAGACGCUACAGUGGAGUUCAUCUUCGCUAAUGGACCAGAUAAAACAAAAGGUCGAGACUGCAGCAAAGAUGACACGUCCAUUAAGGUAGACUACAACACCUCAGACCCUGUGAUCAGAUGGGAUUCCUAUGAAAACGUCAACCUCCACCACCAGGACAGUGUGGAAAAUAUCUCUCACACGAGAGGCCCAAUAGAUGGCAGCUUGUAUGCGCAAGUGAAGAAGCGACGUGGACCCAGCACCACUGCCUCACCAACUUCACCCAAUGGAUACCUCACUACCAGCCCAACUACGAAACCCCAGUCUGCCUCCAAACACCAUCCACUCACCCUCAACUCCAGCUCCAGGUGCCCCACAGACACCUCAGGUCACCUGGUGGAAGCCUCGCCACCCAUGAACUGUUCUGAUGGUCCACAGAGUGGGGAAGUGGAGGAUAGAGCAAAGCAGAAGAUGAGAGAGAAAGAAAGAGACAGAGAAACAGCCAUUCUAGAUGAUGGGGAUACUUCGAGUCCUGGGGUUUUGCGGCAUGAGCGAUCGUGUUGUACUCCAGCAGCUACAAAGUGUGGUGAUACAGGAUGGGAGAGGGACAGAGAACUCUGUCUUUCCAACGGCCACUGUCUUGGACAUUUCAACAGCAUUAAAAAGCACCCAAAAAGCCAAACACUGCCAGCUUUACCAUCCAAAUCUCUGUCCCCUCCUCCUCAUUCAACUCAACUGGAGCUCUGCCAUCGCCACAGUACCCAUCCUUUACCUGAGUUACCAUGGGAACGUCCGCUCAAUCUUCCAUCAAUGCCCUGCCUUCAUGGACCAUGUUGCCCUUAUCCAACCCCUGAACAUGUCCACAGUCACAGCCACACACUGCCAGGCUCAAACAGAUUUUGCACUGGAGAAGAAUGUCAUCUCUUCCACUAUCCCAGCCAUGUGGCUCACCCCUCCCGCCCACCACAACCUGGAAGCCCUUACAGAGAAAUCUUCUUCAGCACUCCUACAUCAUCCUCUUAUUGCUCCUGUCAGGACUGUACCAGCAGGCGAGAGCAACAAUCGGCCUCAGUCAGAAGGUUCCACCAUCCACACCAGAACCACUCAGAAAACUCACACUGGUCCCAAAGAGUCGGGCUACAACAGACAAGAGAAACACCUCCAAUUUGGGAAACUGAAAAGCCUUGGGAGUUUAUGAGGGAGGCAGAAUUCUGGCCGUGCAAGCCAUCUAUGCCAGCAUUUCACCUCUGCCACUCGCCUUUAGACCAGGUUCCAAAUCCAGAGCAACCUAGAAUUGCCAUUGCACCUCACCAGAACUACCCCGUCCCCCAGUCAUUGAUGGAUGCAAGAGAUGGUGCCAGCAGUGGGUAUCACACACCUUUACAGCCCCGCCACUCCUGUCCCUGUUCGCCAUAUCUGUCAUCCCCGUCUGAAAGCCGUGAAAGCCGAGGUUAUGUCUCAGGAUACCAUUCUGGAUCAGCCUCACCUCAACCUGACAGUAGCCCAUCUCCUGGAAGAGGAAGGUUUCCUGAUAUCCCUUUAGGAUCUGGAGACCAACUGCACUCUGAGCACCACAAAAUGGAAAAAGUCAAGACGGAUGCAGAAGAUGGUGUUUCUCAUGAUUCCGAGGGUAAAUGUGACUCUCUUGGUCAGUCAAGCACCCCUGGAGUGGACUCUGAUCAUGACUACACACUUAUUGGUAGCAGCAGCCCAACUCACACUGAAGACAGUGUAAAUGCUGACAGCCCCCUUCAAAGCCAAGAAACUGCUGCAAAUCUGGAGUCCAAUACAAAUACCAUCAAGUCCAUCAAAUCAGUACAGUCAGAGACACAGACUUCAACCAUAUCUGAAAACUCCAUAUCCAGAGAAUCUUCUCAUAGUCCCGAUCAUACAAUUGAAGCUGCUAAAGCCACAACAAACACAGAUAGAAAUACCCAAUCAAACGCAACAAACUAUGCUACUGUCAUCAUCACUCCAGUCCAAGUGCAACUCAAUGGAUCUGCCCUCGCCAUCGAUGCCCAAUCCAACCGCUCCCCAAAUUCCCUCAGUGGCUCCCCAGAUUUGCAGUCAUCUCCUCAAAACUCCACAUUUGCUGCAGACACAGCAGGACAAAGGCUGACACCAGACAGAGAUGGGUCAGCUGACACCAAACCCCCAUCACCUGUACCUGAUGGAUAUCACACACCCAACUUUCCCUUAGCAUCAUACUACUACUCUUUACUAAACGUUCCCCAUGUACCGUACACUGGGUACACUGCUGUAACAAUCCCCCCUGUCCAGCCGCCGCUUCCAGAGAAGAAACGAUUUUCCUCCACUGCAGCAUCCCUGAACGGACACAAUGCUCUGCUUAGAGUCUCCUCAGCUCCUUCCCCAAUGCACCAUGUUACUUUCUCUCCUGCAGUGAGCGAGCAAAAGAGGGGGUCCACAAAACACAGCUGUUCAGAAGAGGCGGACAUCAAGGUUAAUUCAAAGUUUGUUCAGGACAGCUCCAAGUACUGGUACAAACCAGGUAUCACCAGAGAUCAAGCCAUUGCUGUUUUGAAGGACAAGGAGCCAGGGGCUUUUCUCAUUCGAGACAGUAACUCAUUCCAGGGUGCUUAUGGAUUGGCUCUAAAGGUGGUUACUCCUCCUCCUAAUGCCAAUAUCACUGGAAACAAAGGGGACCCUCUGGAACAGCUGGUGAGACACUUCCUCAUCGAGACAGGGCCACGGGGAGUGAAGAUCAAGGGCUGUCAGAAUGAAUCCUACUUCGGAAGCUUAUCUGCUUUGGUGUACCAACACUCAAUUACUCCCAUCUCUUUGCCAUGUGCCCUAAGAAUUCCAGAAAAAGAUCUGGUUGGGGAGCUUCAAGAGAGGCAAAGUGCAACAAAUACCAGUACCGCAGCUGAACUCCUUAAACAAGGAGCAGCAUGCAACGUCUUCUACCUAAACUCUGUAGAAACAGAGUCCUUAACAGGGCCGGAGGCGGUUUCCAAGGCAACCAAGUGUACCAUGGCCCUGAAUCCACGCCCAGUGCCAACAGUGGUCCACUUCAAAGUGUCCUCUCAAGGGAUCACACUGACUGACAGUAAAAGAAGACUGUUUUUUAGGCGGCACUACCCAAUCAGCAGUGUCACUUUCAGCAGUCUUGACCCCAAAGAUCAGAGGUGGACUAAUUCUCAUAGCACAUCAAGCAA